Molecule: messenger RNA, 1005 nt
Organism: Sabethes cyaneus
Lineage: Eukaryota; Metazoa; Arthropoda; Insecta; Diptera; Culicidae
Exons: 2
Coding region: 1-1005 (334 amino acids)
Source: RefSeq, a predicted model, not a curated record
AUGCUGCUUUGCCGGGAAGAUUUGCGGCAUGUCGUUGCAGAUGACUUGCCACAGGAAGAUGCUCGUGACGCUAACUGGAAAAAGGACGAUCGUAAGGCCAAAGAAACGAUUAUUUUGCUGUUGGAAGAUAGCCAGUUCCCGCAGCGUGGUGAUUUAGAAAAGCACCUCAGUGUAGUGGACGAGUUAUUUGAUCGCCUUGAUGCGGCUGGUAUGGCACUCGAUAAGGACACGAAAAUUUGUAUGGUGCUCAGAAGUUUGCCUCCGUCAUAUGAUGGUGUAGUGUUUGCGUUAGAUAAUCGUUCGGAUGAUGAUAUUUCUUUGGACGUGAUUAAGUCCAAGCUGAUGGAAGAGUAUAAUCGGCGUUUGGAAAGAGAAGGAUCUUCCGCGAAGGUUGAAGCGAUGCGUGUUUCCGAUGGUAAAUCGAUGAGAGAAACCAGAGUUUAUCAUUUUUGUAAAAUGCAAGGGCACCUGAAACGAAAUUGCAGGAAGUUUAUAGCGUCUCAGAAAGCGGAUGGUUUCAAACAAGAAAAUGCAAAAGCGAAGACCGCUCGGAGCAACGACGAAGCGAUAGCUUUUAUAGUCGGGGAAAAAGUAGCAGCUGUAUGGGUUAUUGAUAGCGGUGCAAGUGUACACAUGACUGGCGACAAAUCCUUCUUUAGUAAACUGGAUGAAUUCCCUGGCGGAUGGAUAACAUUAGUAAAUGGCGAGAAAACGCAGAUUUUCGGGGAAGGAUGCGGCGUUUUGCACGGUGUCAAUGAAAACGAAGAAAGCGUUAAAAUAGGAAUGAAUGAGGUGAAAUUUGUGCCGGGCCUCGCUACGAACUUGAUAUCUGUCGGGCGCUUAGCGCAGAAGAACCUAAAAGUAAUUUUUGAGGAUGAGCAAGCAGCAUUUGGAAAACUGCCAGCAUCAGUGACAUCGGCGCUUGGGCCACCGCGAUUGGUCGGCUGCAGAGCGUUUGUCAAAGGAGGAAAAUUGUUUGCGAAUGUUGCAUGGAGGGGAAAUUAG